Messenger RNA from Phyllostomus discolor (pale spear-nosed bat), 2275 nucleotides. Its product is annotated as complement factor H-related protein 2-like. The record is from RefSeq and is a predicted model, not a curated record. Lineage: Eukaryota; Metazoa; Chordata; Mammalia; Chiroptera; Phyllostomidae. Bases 611 to 1432 code for a protein of 273 amino acids. The transcript is spliced from 5 exons.
UCCAUGCUGUCCCUUUUUCUCAACAGGACUUUUGUUGUCCGUGUGUAUUUGUUCACGAGCAGCCACAACACACAGGGAUCCUGCCGAUCACAAUCCACCACAGUGUAUUAAGGGUUUCCAAAAAAUCUGUGCUUUUCUAUGGACAAGAAAGUACAGAGGCUGGAGUGGGGUCCAGAUACAUGGGUUGGUGCUUACAGACCCGAAGGACUGAGGCUGGGUGAGGACAAAUACAGUACAAGGGACAGUUACAGGGACGUGGACUCAGCGUUAUUCCCACUCCACCUCUGGGUGGAGAAAGAACCUCGGCCAUUUCUAGAGUUGUUUCAUUUAAAAAUUAGUGUUUGGUGUCACUUUGGGAGCAGGUGUGUUAAUAUCACUGAGGCACGUUGUGCAAGGACAAUGAGGAAAGGAAGUCAGGAAGAUGUUGGGAAAUUUUCAACAGAAAUUUACGGAUCUUGCAAAACUCUCUGAAAUUUGAUAUUAUAUAAACUCAACAAACUAGCUUCCUGGCAGUGCCCUGAAAUUCAGGCUCACACUAACAACCGCUCACGAGGCACACUCACACCCCACGGAGCACGGCUGGCAUAUUCGUGUUGAUACACCAUCAAGGAUGCCCACCAUGCUGCUGUCCCUGGUCAGUGUCAUUGUCACCUUGUGGGUCUCCUGGGCUCACGGACAAGGGAGAACUUGUGAUUUUCCAGAAAUAAAACACGGGAGCAUUUAUGAGGAACACAGGUAUAAGCAGGCCUUCCCCGUCGCCCCGGGGAAGUAUUUCUACUACUCCUGCGACCGCAGCUUUGCGUCUCCUUCGCAGUCGCUCUGGACUCGAAUAACCUGCACGGAGGACGGCUGGUCGCCAACACCCAGGUGUCUCAGACAGUGCUUCUUCCCUUGGGUGAAACAUGGUCGAUCUGCAUCUUCAGGACAAACCCAUCAGGAAGGCGACACGGUGCCAGUGGUCUGUGAUGAGGGCUACAGCCUCCCCCUUCAUCAGAGCAGCAUCACGUGUGGAGAAAGGGGCUGGUCCAUGCCCCCAAUGUGCAGUCGUACUGGUUCUAGAAGAAAAUGUGGGCGCCCUCCAACCAUCAACAAUGGGGACAUCACCACAUUCCCAUCAGCCAACUACGCUCCAGGAGACUCAGUACAGUACAGAUGCCAGGCCUACUAUAAACUUCAGGGAAACAGGAUCCUAACAUGUCGUGACGGAGAGUGGUCAGAACCACCCAAAUGUUUAGAGGCAUGUGUAACAUCAGAAGAAAUGAUGGAAAAGCAUAACAUACAGUUGAGAUGGAGACAGAACAAAAAACUUUAUAUAGAAUCAGACGAUACUGUUGAGUUCACCUGCCGACGUGGGUAUCGUGCAGUGUCACCACGUUCUGCAUUCCGGGUAACGUGUCGGGCAGGAAAACUGACGUAUCCCACCUGUGAAUAAAAUGAUGUUUACGUUGCAUUCUGAAAAUUGAAAUACACGUAUUCAUUUACAGUAUUUUAUAUUAAUCCAAUUCUCUAUUUUUCAAGUGUAUUAUCUCAUUUCUCUUCAAAAUCAAAAUUUAUGUUGAUAUCAUUAUAAUGUGAAAGACCAAUGAAUCACUCUGAAAGGGAUCUCAUUAAAAUGUGGCAAACCACAAUGCUGUGUGUUCUGUUCAUCCAACAUCUGUAGCCAGAAAUCAGAAGCCAUCCCUUCACUGCCUCCUUGCACCCAACCACUCCCCUAACUUUCCCAACACUUUGUCUGGAACUUCUGAGGCCAUUUGAGACUCUUGUUGUGGAGGAAAUGGGGAAAAAUGUUUGUCUCCAUCUUCAAAAUGUAAUCACUUCACAAACACAUAAAAACCAAACUAUGUCACACCUGUGUUGGCGAGAAGAUCUCUGCGGUUAUUACCUGUCCUAGGGAAACACUCACCAGAGAUGGCGACAGAUGUGAUCUCCUGCAGCCUGUCCCCCCAGGGCAUGCAAGCUCUCAGACACAUCACACGGAGCAGGUGGGCUCCGAUUCAGGGCAUGACUGCGGGCAGUGGCACAUGCCCUGAUGAAAACACAGCAUCAGUAUAAACACAUUCACAUCAGUAUAAACACGUAACAUGCUGUGAACCGUGACUACGCAUUUACAGAGCAGAGACCGGCAGGACAUGCAAUGACACACUUUCCACAACUCUGUUGGAUGUAGAGACAACGGGGGUAGGAGUUGGGGUUCAGUUCCCGUAUUCCCCCAGUCUUCUGUAUUGAACAUGUAUCAUCUUUGAACGACGAAGUAUGUUCAUUUAGAGUAAAUACA